This is a messenger RNA of Haliotis rufescens (red abalone), 4417 nucleotides long. RefSeq lists its product as uncharacterized. The record is from RefSeq and is a predicted model, not a curated record. The transcript is spliced from 17 exons. Lineage: Eukaryota; Metazoa; Mollusca; Gastropoda; Lepetellida; Haliotidae. The coding region runs from base 131 to 2284 and encodes 717 amino acids.
UCAGCGACAGAGGAUGGGGCAUGGAAGCAAUCCUGUAUCUUUCACAGACAGAUAACGAUAUACUUGGACUUUAUACAUAUUGCUAUCUAUCUAACACGCUCUGUCGAUAAAUGGUGACCGAGGGUUUUCAAUGUCCAAGGUUGUAUUGAAUCUCAGCAAGAUGCGUGUGUUGUUGAUGCUGCUACUGUUGCCGCUGGCUAAUGGUGACUUGGAUACGAGUGUCUGUUCCCCGCUGCCACCUCAACCCCCAGCAGUGGUGGUAAGACCAGUCAUCCCCAACACGUUUGAGGUUCACGUGGACUGUGUCAUCGUCAACAAAAACAUGACCACGGAGGUUCACGAACACUUCGAUGACGUAAACAACAGAGGAAUGAUUGAACAGCAUUCUUACAACGAGGAAUACGUGGGUUAUUACGACUACACUCACAACGAAUUCAUCGGGAUGUUCCCUCAUCAAGGCAGAUGUGAAGUAUCAAACUUGUCUUCAUCUGACCAGCGCUUCCUGUUCGGGUACAAACCUACACAUGGGCAUGGUCACAUCUUCACCGCUUCAGGGGCGAUGCACUUUGGGGCCAAUGAGACUGAGAAGUACCUGGGAUCGAGUCAGGUGCGCGGGAUCUGGGUUCGGGGAUGGCAGUCCUGUCAGUACUGGGCCGGAAUGAAAGCGUCCAUGAAUGUCACGUGGUAUUUCUCUGACCCGAAUAUCUGGGACACUUCUCUUGGCGUGCCACAGGUGCCUGUCCGAUGUCACGUGAUAGGCAAGGUCCAAGACACGUUCAGCAAAUCACACGAUUUUGAACAUUACUACGAGUUUGUGCAUUUUAGGGACCACAUUAAGGACCCAAGAGUUUUCGAGAUGGACGCGAGUGUCGUGUGUCCGGGGCGUAUCAAUACCAAGAGUUUACCUAAUGUCCCGGAUGUCCUGUCAAUGGGUGUGGAGCAGGUGGACGAAGUACAGAAGGUUGCAACCUUCACGUCGGAAUGGUUCGAUGCCAGGAUGAAGCUCACCAGGUUCGACAUGACCCCGAGCUUAAUGUCGGCGUCCAAGUAUGGAACUAAUAGGCUGAGCAUUGUUAGAGACUUUCAUACAGGUAUACAGUACGUGAAGGACACGGUCCUCGGCAACUGUUCCGUGACUUCCCUGACCCAGGACAACUGGGACGACAGGAUGCAGGACCCCCAACAUGUGCGGAUAGCCACCGCGCAGGAGUUCUUCCAUUUCGACAAUACCUAUAGUUACACAGGCCUGAAAUCAAUCCGCAACGUUGACUGUGACACGUGGUUGUCCCUCAGGACGGACUACCCGCCGAGUAUGCCUACCAACUCUACCUGGGAGUGGGCCUUUGUCUCCGCCAACUGGACCUCGGGAUACGACCCAAUCACAUACGCCGAGAGCGCCAUACCGUUUCAACUCAAAAUCUCAGUACCAGGCUUUGGCAUGCAGUACACGAUGAACGUCUUCGAAUACGACGCAAAGGAACCCAGCGUCAUGAACUUUGACAUCACCAACUGCAUGACGACAGAGCGCCGACGAAGUUUCAGGAUCGCGUUCCCCCAGAAAUAUACACAUAUGAUAGGUCACAAUCGGCCACAAUUCAAAUACGCCGGCCUCAUCGCCAUCCUCUCAGCAGCAUCAAUCGCCCCCAUCAGAGUCACACACAUUGCGAUUAACAUAUACAACCGAACAGCCCAUCUGAGCUUCGACCUCACCGACCUUCCACCAGUCAAAGGGGACGUCGUUUCCCUCACGUCUGGAAUCUCGUUGGAUCUCGCUGCCUCCGAGUUUAUACGAAGUGUUCAUGCCAACUCAUUCCAGGUCAACCUUAAGGUCAACGGAAAGACCAACUACAUCAGUGGGGUACCAGCUUCGCUUGAGGAAAUGACUGCAGGACCAACGCCCUUCGUUACCCGACCCCCAUCGACAACCCCUGGCACCCAGGGACCAGUGACACAGGGACCAGUGACACAAAGACCAGUGACACAACGACCAGUGACACAACGACCAGUGACACAACGACCAGUGACACAAAGACCAGUGACACAAAGACCAGUGACACAACGACCAGUGACACAACGACCAGUGACAUAUCAUGUUCCAAAUCCACGACCCACAACGAGCUACCCAUAUCAGUUAGUUUCAUCGAAGAACGUGCUCUGCGGAUCCUCGGGUGGUGGAGGGUAUUCUGCGGGGGCAAUGGCUGGUGUUGCCGUGGCGAUGAUAGUCGUUGGUGGCGCUUCGGGGGGAGGUCUGGCGAUAUAUCUGUCAAGGAACAGGCGUAUCUAGGUCACAAUACGCAGGAUUUGACGUAAAAACGACAUGUGCCGUUGGAUGUGUUUUAUAAAGAGAUCAGGAGCAAGACUACUGUACACCAGCUUGCAUCUUACACAUAUUUUUUUACAUUUUUGUAGCGUCAAAUAUUGUUGUAAUAAUCCAUAUUUAUCAAUUCGCGAAUUAACCACGAACCACAUAUUUUACAUCAAAUAAUUUUCAUAAUGCCUUUCGUUUAAUUUUAUCGUUUAGCAAGGGAGGUAACUCAUAUAUGUGUAUGUUUGUAUAUAUACAUACAUACAUACAUACAUACAUACAUAUAUAUAUAUAUAUAUAUAUAUAUAUAUAUAUAUAUAUAUAUAUAUAUAUAAGAGUUACCUCCCUUGCUAAACGAUAAAAUUAAACGAUAUCAUUAAAUUAUAUAUAUAUAUUAGACACCUGAUCCGAUGGUAACUCAGGUGAUUGCUCUUAAUCCGGGGAACUUGACAAUUCGAUCUAAUACGAUAUUUAGGGAUGUGGUUCCUAUAUAGCCCUUAGCAUUAUAAACUUAGUCAAGCUAACCUUUGGGUUUCAUCAAAAUGUGUCAGUGUUUAAAUUGCAUUGCUCAGAGGUUAUCCAUAGGCAUGAUGUAUAAAUACUAUUAUGAUUGCUAGCUAUUCUUCCUGGGUUUGUAAAUUAUUAAUUUAUUGCCAACUGUUCAAAGAGAUAAAGGGAAAAUUCAGUGUACUUAAUAAACACGUGUUAUAUGUUGCUGGUUUUGAGGAUGUAUGUUGGUAUGUUUCUGUGCUCAGUGCGGAAGACUAACGGGUGGGUAUCGGGGUGUUUUAACAGCCAUAUUUAUUCAGCCAAUCGCCAACGUGGAGCGAUGAAGCCGAGAAUCAUGGACAAACUGUUUUCGACAACCAAACUAAAUUGUGUCCAUUUUACGACAUGUCGCGUAUUGUUUACGCAAAGGUGAAUGAGAGUUGCCCCGGAACAUUCGUCACCACUCGCCCCUUUCCGUAAUCUGCAAGAAGAAGGCUCGUCCCGGAAUAACACGAGUUGGUCACGAAUGGCCCCGGAACGAUCGUCAAAAAUAUGAAAACACAUCGUUUCGCGGUGUCCAUUUGCUUGAACAAAUGUUUUCUGUUAAAUAUUAUUAAUUAAACUUUAAAAUCGUUAUCGGCGUGAAAGUGUUCCCUAUAUGCCUCGAUUGUAAAAUGGCAAUUGGGCGCCGUAGUUAUUUGAUACUGAUUCAUAAACACAUACUUUUUAUAUGAUCGGAAUAAUACAAAAGAAAAUCAUUUUUAAUAAUUAUUGAAAGUUUUUUUACGCUUUUAUUUAAAAGUUAAGUGGUCUAGAGAAAAACAGUAAAACUAUUCCUGUUUCAUUUUGACAGUUACCCUCAAUCAUUCAAAUUUAAAGAACACACUUCUUAGGAAAAGGUAAAUGCUCAUCUAAUAGCAUAGGCGUUGUCAGCAAUAAAUGUCGUUUAUGUUUUCUAAUUCUUUAGAAAUUUACUUAAAUGUCUGCCGUUGUAAAAUUAAAUAUUCUGGUAUGAUUCCCAUAUUGGAUUAAAAAUGUCCAUGAAAACGGUCAGUUCAUAUUUCUGUAUAUUUUGGAUUAUCAUUGACAUUAAACAUGCUCGUAAAAAUAUUAAUUAUUGUCGAUCAAAAAUACCAUUGCACAUUUAAGUUUUUCAUUAGAAUUGCAUGGUUCUGUUUACAUAAGUAAUACCUGUAAUUUGAAAGUGAUGGCAGAUCAAACGAUGAUUCCUUUCAAAAUGACAAAAUAUAUUGUUUUCUAUCAAAAAUAGCUUUUAAUACUUUCUGAUCACAAAGUUUAGAAUCGGUGAUAUUUUCGGUGACGAUAAAUGGGGAUAAUCUCUCUCUCUCUUCCAUGUGUUGCUGGACAUCUUCUCGAUAGAUAAUCCGAGAGAUAAUCGUUUCAUUUCUUGGUUCAAAACUGAUUUGCCAAAAUUUGAUUUGCAACAUGGAUCUAUGUACAUCACGAGAAUCUUUCAAAAGGUUCGAAAGGAAAGACAACAAAAUUUCUUACCUUAGAAUGAUAUCACCUUUUUUGUACAUAUAUAGAUGUUAUUAAAUGCAAUGAUAAUCAUGUAAACAAUGUGAACUUUUCAAAAGAAUAAUAACAAUUGUAAAUGUUAAA